GCUCCGAGUCCCACUCCUGCUCGAGUAGGAGUGUGUGUGUGUGUGUGUGUGUGUGAGUGCUUAUGCUACUGUGGAAGCACAGCACGGCUCUGCCAGACCUGUCUGCAUUUGGACAGCAGAAGGCAAGACAAGUGGAAGAGAAGAAGAUGCCAGCCAUUUUAGUCACCCCCAAGAUGAAGUCAGGAUUGCCCAAGCCUGUGCACAGCGCUCUGCCCAUUCCUCAAGCUCACAUUCAGACACGGAUGAUUCAGGGCAGCGGUGCGAAGCUCACACACCACUCCAGUCUGAGGAGAAGCAGCCACAGCACCAGCGCACCACAGACAAAGAGUCACACGGCCAACGAAACGUCUACAGAUCCACAGAUUUACACAGACUGGGCAAACCACUACCUGGCAAAGUCGGGUCAUAAGCGGUUGAUCAGAGACCUUCAGCAGGACAUAGCGGACGGAGUACUUCUGGCUGAGAUCAUCCAGGUUGUAGCUAACGAGAAGAUCGCCGAUAUCAACGGCUACCCUGAAAGCCGCUCUCAAAUGAUUGAGAACAUAGAUGCCUGUCUUGGCUUUUUGGCAGCUAAAGGAGUGAAUAUAAAGGGACUCUGUGCUGAAGAGAUCCGCAGUGGCAAUCUGAAAGCUAUCCUGGGCCUGUUUUUCAGCCUAUCACGCUACAAACAACAGCAGCAACAUGCAUCACUGAAGCAGGCCAACGACGAGACCCACAUCCUCCAGGCUGCCUGUGUCCGGAGUGCCAGUCCUGCCCAGGGACACUCCCCUUGGUGCACAUCCAAUGCACCCCCCUGCCCGGUCCACAUCCAUGAGCACGAGCAGCACAACACCAGUGCAUCUGUGCUCAAGACACAAGAAGACAUGCAGUCCAGAUUACCAGGUCCACCAAUCCUGCCCAGGAGAUCCAACAGCAGACGCAGCCAGAGUUUCAUACAUCGUGACGAGUCUAAAACCCCGGUGUUAACCUGCUCGCAGCACACAGAUAAAUCGAGUCCAUCUUCAGUAAUGGUUGACCAAGGACCUCCCAGUUCUCCAGUUCUUCCAUCCAGCAGCACCACUGGCAACACCAGUGCAAAAGGAUGGAGGAGCAAGUCUCUCAACGCCAAGCACAGUGCCACCUCUUCUAUUCUUUCCAUCAAACAGCCCACCUCAGCUUCCCUGGAGGUUCCUCCUAAAGUCAUUGCCCAAAAGUCCAUGCUAGACAAGCUGAAACUCUUCAACAGCAGACCCUCAUCUCGAGCAUCCAGCGUCACAUCUCUAGAAGAUCCUGAAGCUUCCAAUCCAGAUCCGAAUGAAGCAAACAUUUGUCCUGUCCAUCCUGAAGCCCAUCUGGGAACCCAGCAACAUGCCAUGGUGAGCAAUUCCAGUCCUAAUGCGGCUCUGAAAGGUAUUGCACAAAGGACGCUGGGCAGGACUUUGGUGCCCAAAAUCAAGGCUGCUGAGAAGGACAAAGAGAAAAUAAAGACAAAAGGUAAAGAUAAAACAACAAAACGAUCUUCUGGUGUUGAGCAAGAACGGAUUAUGGAAGAGCAAGAAGAAACCAGGGCUGAACCUUCAACAUUGGCUGAUGGUAAAAAAUCCAGUUUGAUUCCCAAAGGAACCAAAAGCCAAAGCAACGCUAAGAAAGAAGGCUCAUCACAGAGUGGUAUACCCAAACCGGGGCAAACCGCUAAGAGCUCAGGGAUGGCAAAGAACUCAGGCACUCUACCUGGUGGAAAAGUGGAGCAUUCCCGUGGUUUCAGAGCUGGAGGUGCUGCACUGGUGCAGAAAUGUCCACUGGAAAGCAAGAACUCUAACUCUGCUUUGAGUUUGCUGCAGACGGAAGGACGGCCAAGCCAAAACAGCUCGAGUAACAUCGCUCAGACCAGCAAUACCAACAACAUUCAGCUUCCUCAAACACAGCACAACCAUCCCAACACGGCUACAGUCGCCCCUUUCAUGUACAGGUCUCAGACAGAUGUGGAUAAAAGCAGCGUGACUGAGGGAGGAGAAGAGAAGAACGAGAGAUCGGUCCUUCACAGCAGAUCCAUUCACACGUCUCUGGAAAGCCUGAGAGGUGAGGAUUCUGAGAGCAAGAGACUGAGGACUGUGAAGAACAUCGCCGAUUUGAGACAAAACCUGGAGGAAACCAUGUCCAGCCUGAGACAGGUCACUCAUAUCAGUCACAGCACCCUGCAGACGACUUUUGAUGCCUGCAUAACCACAGAGAUCAGCACGAGAGGCUCACUCGCCCUUGCCCCCCGCUCUGUCUCAGCCUCUCCAUGGCGACCGGGUACAUCUGGUCCACGGCUUCAGGCUGGCGACGCCCCCUCGUUAACUAGUGGUUACAGCUCCAGCAAAGCGGAGAUGCUGGAGGGCAUGGCAACGGACAGUGCUGGUUACGUGAGCGACGGAGACAUCCUGGGAAAGAGUGUCAGGGUGGACAGCACCACCAGCGGCUACAUGACAGACGGGGGGCUGAGUGUGUAUACACGUCGGACACACAAACACUCCUCCACACUCCUCCACUCUGAGAGUCACACUGACAUUGACAGCUGGGACGACAGCAGUUCAGUCAGCAGUGGGAUCAGCGACGCUUUAGACACAGAUGAACUCAACACCAGCUCGUCUCUUAGCUCCUACGUCAACACUCCAUCUGCUCCACGCAGGGACAUAGAAGAGCAGCUCCAGACAGACGCAGAGAAGCGUUCUGUCAUUGGAUGCAACUCCACCUGGAACGACGACCUCAGGCGCCCAGACGGCUGCUCGGACCCAGGAAUUGAGAUGGAGACCAGCUCGAAGUGGUGCAACCCAUCUGAUUUCUCUGAUGAAUCAGAGCGCAGUUUGACCGGGCGCAAACAGCACGCCAUAUCUCAAACAGGUUCUUGGAGGCGAGGAAUGAGUGCCCAGAUGGGCAUCACCUGUCCAAGGACUAAAACGCUGACUCCAACAAACUGCAGUCCAUUGAAAAUCCAUAGUAAUGGCAAAACAGACGACGCCAAAGUGUCAGAGAAAAGUCGUUUCUCACCACAGAUACCUACAUAUGAAAGCAAGAAGCUGCCCUCGAGCUCCGGCUCCCACAUACCCACCAACACAUUCGGCUUCAAGAAAACCUCCAGUGCGGCAACAAUAACUGCCAGCGGUGCAGUUAUAACAAGUGGCUCUGCUACUUUAGGGAAGAUCCCUAAGUCCAUAGGCUUUGGAUCAUCUCGUCUAGUGGGCAAGCAAUCUAGUGUCGAUGAUGGGUACCUUCCACCAAGCACUCGAACCACCCUUCAAUACCGGAGUCUGCCUCGGCCUAGUCGUUCCAACAGCAACAUGGGCACAACCCGUGGUACCGGUCGCUCCAUCGAUGCUAGCCCCAUUAGCAAAGGCACAGCCACUCUACCCAACCCAAAGAGCCGUAGCCUGGCCAGGUCCUGUGCCAACCAGACAGACCGGGAGAAGGGAGUAUUCUCGGACACAGAGAGCCUUGCUUUGGGACCAGUAAAUAAAGCCAGUGGUGGUGCCCAGUGCCAGCCAAGUAGACAGGCAGGAGGGAAGACCUCAGAUACAUCAUCCCCUACCUUGCGCAAACUCUUUGUGGGUAAACCAGGGACCAAACCAACCCCCAUCACCACCUCUGACAACACGAAGAAAUCCACUAUAAUCUCCAACCCACACACAAUGCAAACCUACACUCUGGAGGCACCACCAGUUAGUACCGGAACCACACAUGAUCUCCUGCAUGGGGAAAAUCUACCAAUUAUGCAGAACUCAACAAGCAGUGACAGCAUGAAGGUGUCUCUGGGCAAAGAAGAGAUGCUUUCGGCAUGCCCUGACCGCCCUGGAACCAUCCGGACUGGGCAGGCAGACAGGUAUGCUCACCUGCCUCAAGGUCGGGGCACAGAGGACGCGCGUGAUUGGCUGAACUGUCAUCCAAACGGUGGAAUUCAGGACUCUCCAGGCUCCUCCCCUUUUUCACCUGCAUCCACCCUCAGCUCACCUUCUGCAACACGCUUCAACUUCACCAACAUCGGCAGUCCCACCAUGACCGCGCAGAUAAACCUGCCAGCCAUCCGGCCCUCUGGCAACCAUGUCAAUCAGGACGGACCACAUGAGCAGCAUGGAGAGUCUCGUCUACGCAAUGCCACAAUCACUCUGGUGGAGAAAAACCGAACCAUGAGCACGUCCGUCUCUUACCGUGAGGCGCUGGAAGAAGUGCAUGGAUCUUCUCUGUCUCUGGUGUCCAACACGUCUUCUGUCUACUCCACGCCUGAAGAGAAAUCUCAGUCAGAGAUCCGAAAGCUCAGGAGAGAGCUGGAGGCGUCUCAGGAGAAAGUGUCAACGCUCACCACACAGCUAAACGCCAACGCUCACCUGGUGGCAGCAUUUGAGCAAAGCUUGGGCAACAUGACAAUCAGGCUGCAGAGCCUAACCACAACAGCAGAACAGAAGGACACAGAGCUGAAUGAAAUGAGGAAGACUAUUGAGCUGUUGAAGAAGCAGAACACCGUCGCUCAGGCUGCCAUCAGCGGAGUCGUUAACACCCCAGAGACCCCGAAGAAAGACUCCUCCAGUGGUUCUCCUCUCCCAACAUCAGCAGCAGCUUCAGACCUGCAGAUCCAGCGCCAGCCCUCCUCAGACAGCGUGUCGAGUCUCACCAGUCACUCCAGUCUGGAGCUCGACGCCAACAGCAAGAAAAAGAGGAAGAACUGGCUUAGAAGCUCCUUCAAGCAGGCCUUCGGCAAGAAAAAGGCACCGAAGUCGGCCUCAUCUCAUUCAGACGUCGAGGAGAUGGACGAGUCCUCCGUGCCUUCAUCACCCAGAUUGCCAUAUGGCUGCCACUCUGCCGGGACAUCGCUGCUCCGACACUCACACUCCAACUCACUCCCUCUCCUUUCAUCGAUCACCAUGUAUGGAAAUGGUUGGGGCUGUAACAGUGCUCCCAUCAGGACCAGCUCUCUGGCACGGAUCUCGGAGUGUACAGACUGUGAGACGGAGACGGUCAUGCAGCUGCGCAGUGAGCUGCGUGAUAAGGAAAUGAAGCUGACUGACAUCAGACUGGAGGCUCUAAGCUCCGCCCACCAGCUCGACCAGCUCAGAGAAUCCAUGAACCGCAUGCAGGUGGAGAUGGAGAAGCUGAAAUUAGAGAAUGAGCGUUUGAGAACAACCAGCAGGGGGAGCUGCAGCACAACCAUGUCACAGGCAUCUGUGUGUCCCUCGGCCCUCGGCUUGUCCACUCAGUCAAGCCUCACAGAGUCCACCAGCCUAGACAUGCUGCUGGAGGACAGUGGAGAUGGCGGCUCUCGUAAAGAUGGACAUCACGUUAAGGUGGUAGUGAGUCUGGACAGAGAGCUGGAGUGGAAAGAGGAGUGCAGGCAACACGACUUCCUGAUCGGCUGCAUCGGCAUCAGCAGUAAAACCAAAUGGGAAGUUCUGGAUGGUGUCGUCCGUCGCCUCUUCAAGGAAUACAUUAUCCAUGUAGAUCCAGUCUCACAGCUGGGCCUGAACACAGACAGCGUGCUCAGCUACGGUAUUGGAGAUGUUCAGCGCACCAGCGAAGCCGACGCACCAGAGCUGCUGCCCUGCGGCUACCUGGUGGGGGACAGUGACACCAUCUCGGUCAGGCUGAAAGGUGUUGAGGAGCACAGUGAGGAUGCGUUGGUGUUUGAGACGCUCAUCCCCAAGCCCAUCCUGCAGCGCUAUGUUUCUCAGCUCCAGGAACACCGCUUCAUCAUCCUAUCCGGACCUUCAGGCACCGGGAAGAGCUUCCUGGCCACGAGGUUGGCUAAGCAUGUGGUACUGAUGGAGGGACACUCACUGAACAAACAGCUCAUCACAUCUAUCAACGUGGACAACAAGCCCAGCAAGGAGCUGAAGCAGUACCUGUCUAACCUGACUGAGCAGUGCAGCAGCAGCACACGGGCCGUGGAGACGCCUCGAGUCGUCAUCGUAGAAAACCUGCACCAUGUCGGCUCUCUGAACGAGAUCUUCAAUGGUCUGCUGAACUGCAAACACCACCGCUGCCCCUAUAUAAUCGGCACUAUGAACCAGACCUCAUCCUCCACCUCCACCAAUCUGCCGCUUCACCAUAAUUUCAGAUGGCUGCUUUGUGCCAAUCACACAGAACCAGUGAAGGGCUUCUUGGGUCGUUUUCUGAGGCGGAAGCUUCUGGAAACCGAGAUCAGCAGUCGCACGCGUAACGCCGACCUGGUGAAGAUCAUCGAGUGGAUCCCGUGUGUCUGGGAGCAUCUCAACCACUUCCUGGAGACACACAGCUCCUCUGAUGUCACCAUCGGGCCACGCCUCUUCCUGUCCUGUCCCAUGGAUGUUGAGGGUUCUCAGGUGUGGUUUACAGACCUGUGGAACUACUCCAUCAUUCCCUACAUGCUCGAGGCAGUGCGUGAGGGAUUGCAGCUGUACGGCAGAAAGGCAUCAUGGGAGGACCCAUCUCUCUGGGUGUUAGAGAGUUACCCAUGGCCAUCCAGUCUCCAGCAGCUCCAGUGUCCUCCUCUGCUCCGGCUACGGCGCGAGGACGUCGGAUUUGACAGCUUUCCUCGAGAACCUGGCACUCAGAGCACAGAGAUCAUGCCGGACGGGGCAGAACGUGACCCGCUGAUGAAUAUGCUAAUGAGGCUAAAAGAGGCGGCUCACUGCACCGGUCCACCGAGUGACGAUAGCGACUCCCAGCAGCACCAGUGAUGCUGAGGACGUCUGGGAUCCGUGGCUGGAAUCUACACUGUGAACAACACGGGAAUGUGUCUUACUCUCACACGAAGAGACAAACUGUGUAGGAAGCAGCAAGCAAUUUACUGAUAUCACUGUGGACUAAAGAUUUAUGGUCAUACAGAGUUAGCCGUCAUUUUAAACACGCUCCUUGUUGACUUUCCGGUAACGCAUCAGAGCUGUUUAACACAACGACCUUCCUCACCACUUGCAUCACAAAGACAGCGCAACGGAAAUCUUUGCUCUUAAUAUCAAUUCGUGUAGCGAUUUACACACCCUGUUUCCUGUGAACCUUUUAUACACACAAAGUGCCAUCAAGCUGCCCUGCCUUUAUAACUAGCCGUCAUGCUAGCUUGAAAAUUAGCCAGCACAAUAAUGUGUUUUCGUCUUAGCUCAUGAGCGGAAUUACGCCAUUUUUAACUACAGCGCUUUUGACCUACAGAGUGGAAAAACAUCCAAAAGACACCAGGUUCAUUUCUUUGUUAGCAUCAUGCAGCACACUAGUGUUUUAAAUUCACAGCCCCUUUGAGCUUCUUGGUGAGUUUUGCAGCCAAUAAUAUUUGAUUUUGCAGCAUCUUUUUCCAACAUUUGUGCUUUUUUUGCUGAAAACUACUUGAAUUGGCUCCUAAUAGUGAAGACACAUAUGUAAAGAUGUUCUGUGAUAGCUUUAUUUAUGUUUUUGGCUGCUGAAAAAUUUGGGAAAAAAUUGAAAGCUCCUCUGAAUAACACAACUUUGCUUGAUUUUGAGUUCGUUUCUGCAGUUGAAAAAAAAUUGUAAAAUCCCAGAGAGACUGGAUUAAAUAUGCUCAGGUUGACUGGAGCGUUUUCGUUCACAGUUCCCAGCUGGAGGUUGGAAAUUACUAGUUAGUAUAAAAUUAAUAAUGCAAUCAUUUUGUAUAUUUAAAGUUACCUCAAAGUUUUUAAAUUGGAAUAGUCCAAUCGUCCGAGCGCACAGAUUCCUCAAAUCGCAAAAUCUGCCACAGUGAUAAUGCACCAAGUGUUAUUGCAUCAUUAAUGAUGAGAGCCAAUCAUGUUACAGUAUGCAAAUGAAGGCUGCAGAGCAGAGGGUUAUAGAAUGGCAUAAAACUGGCAUAUUCAGCAUUUUGCUGAUUUGCAUAUUCAUAAAAUCCUGAGUGAGUUUGAAACGUCACCAUCAUAUCAGACUUUUGAAAAGAUUAUUUGGUUGACGAUAUUAUAUCUUCAUAUAUAUUAUAUUAUCUAUCCAUUGCUUUUGUUUUUUAAAAAGAAACUGAUGUCAGCUUUAUCUUCAAUGUAUAUGGCAGCGCUGACACGAUCCAUCAGGUCUCACUGAUCACAAUCUCAUGCAAAGAAAUGUUAAGGAGAGACUCAACACAGGGUGCGUUCCAAGCAGUAGUCAUGUUUGGGGUUUAGUGUUUUUGCACACUAAAUGCCGCCACCACCGUGUUUCUUUCUCCAUGCGGUUUCUCAAGGCUGCCGCAGCUUCUGUCGUGCGUGCUUCAUUAUUUUCCAGAAAUGCAUUUCAUGACAUCACGGUGCAUUACAAACCAUUUCAUUCAGCUUUUCCUGCACAUUCACAAUGGACGAGCGUCAUAUAGACUCUUCACGUGAGCUUCCGUGCACAUCUGGAACACGGUGCUAUUUCCUAAUGCCUUCCUGCUUUGAUACCUACAGCUGAAAUCUUCAGUGCUGGAAAUGUUUACGCCAGAAUACCACCUUGAUAGUGACUUUAAGUGGUAUUUCCGAGUGGGAAGAGAAACAGGAAUUUAUUGAACACUUGUUGAGGUCAUCAGAGCAGCUGUUUUGUGUUUACAUGAGAAGUGAGGAAGUGCAAAAGAAGGUGCUGUGUUAUACCUCUCUAAACAGGGUGAUGAUGUUUUAAUGCUGGAAUAACUUAAAUCAGUGGCACAUUUCAAACAGUUCCUUCAAAUCACGGUGCUUUAAAGGGGCAGUAAGUCAUUUUAGAUCCGCUGUGAUUGGCAUAUUACAAUAUUUACUCCUCUUCUUCGGCUCAGCAAGGCUCACUUGCUUUGUGAAAACCUUGUGUGUCACAGAAGUGCAAAAAGGUCUCAAGAUCAUUUCUAGCCCUGAAAAUAUAAAAAGCCAAACAGCAAGACACUACCCAGAUCCAUUUUCUGACAUUGUCUUCUGAUAUCACAGAUUGAUGACGAUUCUUCUGAGAUUUUAUUAAAAAUUAUAUGAUCAUUACAGGUCUCAGAGCACUUGACAAACUGCCCCUUUAAUCUCUGAGAAUUCUCAGAGACAGUGAUAACUGCCCGUUUUGUGAGAAUCUCCUUUGUUUGAAUGGAGAGUGGGAUUGUGUGAAUUGAUUAUGUGAAUUUGCUGGCAAAAGGAGAAAAAGGCCUAUUGUUUUACGUCUUCGUAUGCAGAAGCACUUUGAAGACACACACACACACACACACUCAGCAGACUUUGGCACUCUUUUGCCUAAUCUAAAGUCCUCUAAGCCAGAGUGAUCUGCUUUCUCCUGAGCCGAGUGCCGGCGUGUCUAGUGGCCCAAUCCGGAGAAUUAUCUCGCCAUCUAUUUUCACGCAGUUUCAAAGGAGCACUCUGCACUGCCUUUGUUUAGACGUCUGCACUUUGUUCGCUGGAGAAAUGAAGUUUUUCAAGCUUUCCAUGUGACGUGCGAUGUCGGACUCAUGAUGCCGAGCUUUUCUCGACGGACCUUUUGAUUAAAGAGACUCUAUGCAAUUUUUCUUUCCUAGUUCUCCUAGCUUUCUCAGACUGACGCAUUCUCCAGCACAUUUGUUAGUACUUCUUUAUUCCACACAUUGUUUUUGUAAAUGUUCAGAUUCUGAAUAAGAAGCGGAAAAUGAAAAGACAUGUUCUGCGAAAUGAACGUUACAAUGCCAUGUUUUUCAGUUUGUGUAUAAUUUUAUGUGUGUAAAUUUAUUACCUUGUACCAGAUUUUGAAGAUGUUGUCUAACGAUUCUUUAAAGUAAAUAGAUGUACAGAUGCCUUUUCUACCACCUUGUACAGUCCCUUCCCUUUUAUAUUUCCAGUUUUUGGGGUCCAGAUUGGGGGUCCUUAAAAAUAAUGAGAAUAAACACGAUAAAACUCU
Hemibagrus wyckioides is the source of this 9750-nucleotide messenger RNA. It is a transcript of the gene nav2b, whose product is annotated as neuron navigator 2b. The record is from RefSeq and is a predicted model, not a curated record. The coding region runs from base 63 to 6665 and encodes 2200 amino acids. Gene Ontology annotation, biological process: neurogenesis; nervous system development. Lineage: Eukaryota; Metazoa; Chordata; Actinopteri; Siluriformes; Bagridae. The transcript has 37 exons. Gene Ontology annotation, molecular function: protein binding.